AUGGCAUUGAGUCCGGAAACCAAUCCGGCCAAUCUGUGUCGUGUGACAAUCAAGGAGGAACCUCUGGACGUGGUUGAGAACGAACCGGGUCAACUAGUGCAAGAGACAAAAGUAUUUGCGGAAUGCUUAGAUGUUCCUGUGGUAGCUGAUAAGGUGGAAAAGCCGGCAAAGUUUGAAUGCGAAAAAUGUGGAAUGAAGGCGAAGGUGAUGCACAUGUUGCAUAAACACAUGAAACACAAACAUCGCGAUGAAGUUUUUCCAUGCGAUAAGUGCUAUGAAGCAUUCUUUGACAGAGCUAAACUGGAGGAACACCGUAAGAUACACGACCAUGCCAAGCCGUACAAGUGCCCCAACUGUCCGAAGCGAUUCAAGGUCCGCCGGGAUGUUACGAUACAUGAGAACCACUGCAAGGGUCACACACCCUAUCUGUGCACGGAGUGUGGCAAAGGCUACUCCUACCAUAGCAGCCUGGCGCUACACAUGCUGCGCCACAAGGAGAAGGGUUUUCCUUGUGAGCGCUGUCCGAGCAAGUUUUACACGAAGGGCUCGCUGAAGACUCACAUGAUAUCGUCGCACGCAACUGGGAAGAACGUUUCGUGCGAAACUUGUGGAGCUCGCUUUACGACGAAAGAUACUCUGCAGAGGCAUAUGAUCAGUCAUUCAGAUGAACGCCGCUUUGGCUGCGAAGUAUGCGGUAUGAGGUUCAAGAAGUCUCAAGGUUUACGUCGGCACAUGCUUACCCACACCGGAGAAAAGCCUCACAAGUGUACCCAUUGCGAUCGGGCCUUCUCGCAAAGUAACGAUCUGAUCAAGCACAUCAAAACUCACGUCGGCGACAAACCGUACAAGUGUGAGCAAUGUGCUGCGACGUUUCGUUUGUGUGCCGAGCUAAGGGUCCACUGGGAAGUGCAUUAUAGGAAGCCGCAGGAAGGCGAUCAGAAAGAGCCGGAAGUGACGGGCGGUAGCUAGCACUUCGCUAGCGAAGGAAUCCAGGUAAUGGGUGGACAUGCACCCAUGGUGCUACCGGUCAUUUAAUUGGGACAACACUACCCGAUGUAGAUCUACGAUGACCCAAACAUGUUCAACAAAUCUUUUUCUGCCGUGUGCAGCAUAGAUGUCUCAUGCUCUAACAUGGAACAACUAUGCUGCACACGGCUGUUUUGAGGUUCUGAAAAAAGCAAAGGAGAAAAUUAAAGUGAUGAUCAUUUGAACAAUUCUUGUUAAUCAGUAGCGUUGAAUAGUCACAUCCCAAUGUAACCAUAGUAAGAAGUUUGCAGCAGAUGUUUGAACUUUCUGAGCAGCUUCUUGUUAGGAAGGUGAACUAGAUAAUGUAUAAUAAUGCAGUCGGCAAA
This is a messenger RNA of Aedes albopictus (Asian tiger mosquito), 1352 nucleotides long. RefSeq names its product gastrula zinc finger protein XlCGF7.1. The coding region runs from base 1 to 969 and encodes 322 amino acids. The record is from RefSeq and is a predicted model, not a curated record. The transcript is spliced from 4 exons. Gene Ontology annotation, biological process: regulation of DNA-templated transcription. Gene Ontology annotation, molecular function: RNA polymerase II cis-regulatory region sequence-specific DNA binding; DNA-binding transcription factor activity, RNA polymerase II-specific. Lineage: Eukaryota; Metazoa; Arthropoda; Insecta; Diptera; Culicidae.